AUGGCAAGUAGGACGAGGGCAGGUUCCCUUGGGUCGAUCGAGUCCAAGCACGGCUUGGUCGGGUCCGUUUCGAGGUGGUGGACGAGAUCAUACACCUCGGACUGGGUCGCUUUCUCCCUCCUCCUCGUCGGAUACAUCUACAUCGCCGCUUUCGUCGAGCCUUUUCACCGAUUAUUCACCAUCAAUGAUAUCCGGAUUUCGUUUCCUCAUGCUGAGGUGGAGCGGGUGCCUCUCGCCCACCUCUUCGGCUACGUCCUCUUCCUCCCUCUGGCCCUCCUCACCCUAACCAACUACCUCCUCUCCUCCCCGCGGCACAUCCACCACCUCACCACUUUAGGUUUCCUAACCUCCAUAAUCCUCACCACCUUCCUCACGGACCUCAUCAAAAACAUGGUCGGCCGCCCUCGUCCCGACCUGAUCGACCGGUGCCAACCCGACCCUUCCACCCCUCCAAACAAACUCGUCAGUGUCGAGGUAUGCACGCAGACAGACCACCACACCCUGCACGACGGCUGGCGCAGUUUUCCCAGUGGGCACAGUAGUUUUGCGUUUUCCGGGUUAGGGUACCUGGCGCUUUUCUGGUGUGGGCAGUUCAGAGUGUUUGCGAGCAGUUCUCCUCUGUCUUCUUCUCCUGGAAUCAUGGAGGGCAUGGAAAAAGUGCUGGUCCGUCGGGAUCUACUCAAGGCGUUACUUUGCCUCAGUCCGUUGCUGGGGGCGUUGAUGAUCGCCAUUAGCAGGUGCAUGGAUUACCGACAUGAUGUGGAGGAUGUCUGUGUGGGCGCGGUGAUGGGGUGGGUGAUUACGUAUUGGAGUUAUAGGCGGUAUUGGCCGAGGUUGAGCAGCGUGAGGUGUGAGGAGCCCUAUUCGGGGAUGACGGGGGAGCGGGACGGGGACGGGGUCCAGAGUAGUGGGAGGUAUGGGAGGGUGAGGGAUGAGGAGGAGGGGGUCAUCGGAGGAGGGUUUCAGCGAAAUGUAGGAACGUUUGAUUUGACUGCCCCGGUGGAGUUGGGACCUUUGGAGAGCCCUCGAUGA
This is a messenger RNA of Neurospora tetrasperma FGSC 2508, 1032 nucleotides long. RefSeq lists its product as uncharacterized. The coding region runs from base 1 to 1032 and encodes 343 amino acids. Gene Ontology annotation, molecular function: phosphatidate phosphatase activity. The record is from RefSeq and is a predicted model, not a curated record. NCBI's taxonomy places the organism in Eukaryota, Fungi, Ascomycota, Sordariomycetes, Sordariales, Sordariaceae. The transcript has 3 exons. Gene Ontology annotation, biological process: phospholipid metabolic process.